Molecule: messenger RNA, 513 nt
Organism: Aspergillus luchuensis
Lineage: Eukaryota; Fungi; Ascomycota; Eurotiomycetes; Eurotiales; Aspergillaceae
Exons: 3
Coding region: 1-513 (170 amino acids)
Cellular component (GO): membrane
Molecular function (GO): transmembrane transporter activity
Source: RefSeq, a predicted model, not a curated record
AUGGCUGCCAUUCUGGCAGCAUAUUUUGCAGACCGCAAUGGCGAGCGCUCACCGCUUCUCCUCUUUCACAUCGGUUGCAUCGUAGCCGGAUUUUUCGUCUGUCUGGCAGGAUCGCAAAGAUGGGUUCCGGGACUUGUAUACUUUGGUGUGUUCCUUGCGAUCCUAGGAAUAUACCCCGCUAUUCCCGCCCUCAUAACAUGGCUAAGCAGCAAUCUCGCUGCGGAACAUAAACGAGCAGCAGGAAUGGCGAUACACAUUGGCAUUGGGAACUUUGCAGGAGCCAUGGCUUCCCAUUUCUAUCGCACGCGCGACUCCCCACAAUAUAUCAUGGGCCAUGCGCUGGAACUUGCCUUUGGAAUUAUGGGCGUGGUGGCUAUCGUGAUUACGAGGUUUGCAUAUGUGCGCAUCAACCGACAGCGUGUGGAUAAAUUGGUGGAGCUUCGGCCGGAAUAUUCGGCACAGGAACUUGGUGAGAUGGGGGAUAAGUCUCCUACUUUCAGAUAUAUGCUUUAG